Molecule: messenger RNA, 272 nt
Organism: Amoebophrya sp. A120
Lineage: Eukaryota; Dinophyceae; Syndiniales; Amoebophryaceae
Source: the annotation of a GenBank genome assembly
UGCUCGCUCGUGAUCACGAUCACCCCAGUAUUUUAGUCUGUGUAAUCCAUCUUGGACGGAUUUCAAGAUUUGACUUUCAUUUUCCACGCCUGUUAUAAUCCGCCUCCUCCUCGUACUCGUUGUCGUUACAUGGUAGGAGUAUCUGAAACAGACACAGUAACAUCGAUUUCCUUUAAUUAUGUGAUUUGUCGAAGAAGAGCUACAUCAUCUCGUCUCGUGGUCAAAUCCCAACAGGCAACAACAGUUCCCAACCUUUUUUUCGUGUCCCUCUG